Molecule: messenger RNA, 762 nt
Organism: Saprolegnia parasitica CBS 223.65
Lineage: Eukaryota; Oomycota; Saprolegniomycetes; Saprolegniales; Saprolegniaceae
Exons: 1
Coding region: 1-693 (230 amino acids)
Molecular function (GO): protein binding
Source: RefSeq, a predicted model, not a curated record
AUGACCUCGGUGCUCGGCGACGCCGGCCUACUGCGGCUUAUCGUGCAGUUCCAACACGGCGUGUACGAAGAGCUCCUGCCGUGGCGCAAGGAGGCCGCGGCCAUGGACACGGCGUGGCACCCGUCCGUGCAAGGUCUCAUGUACACGCACCUGCCGCAGCGCUUCUUGCAUCUGCCGUACACGUCCGAGCACGUCCUCUUCUUGCCGCAAGCGGUCUUGCUGCCCGCACGCCACUUGAAUCUGAGCUCGACCGAGCGCGACCCGCGCCUGCCGCUGCACAUUGCCAUCAUCGACGGCGACACGCGGCGCAUUGGCCGCUGGCUUGGUUGCUACCCAGAGUGGGCCUCGCCGUCGGCGCUCGACCUCGCGGCGCAGGUUGGCCACCUCGACGUCGUCGUCUACUUGCACGCGCACCGCGUCGGGUGCACGACGAAUGCCAUCGACUACGCAGCAGGAAAUGGCCAUCUCUCGAUCGUGCGCUUCUUGGCCGAGCACCGCAAGGAAGGCUGCACCGAGAAUGCCAUGUACGAUGCCGCCAUGUACGGGCACCUCCCGGUCGUCAAGUACCUCUACGAAGCCGGCCUCGCUCGCUGCUCGUCGAUCGCACUCAUGCACGCGACGUGGCACCAGCACGACGCGGUCGCCGCCUUCAUCCACGCCCACUGCGACGACCCGAUCCCGCCGCCGUUGUAGUCGGCAUCCCUCGGAUACCUAAUAGACCCCAUCAGUGUUGUACUCUACUAAUACCUGCAGCAGCGCCGC